AUUAUAAACAAUGCGAAUUAGUUUAUAAAAAAAUACAAAUCAUUUUUUAAAAGUUUAAAAGCAUUUACAAUAGUUGCUAAUAAAUAAACAUACAUUGACAAAAAAAAAUGUCUUUCUUUGGAGCCAAUAACUCUCUGGGUGCUACCAGCACGCCGGCAAAACCAACUGGAUUAUUUUCAUCAUUUGGUACAGGAGCAGCUGGUACAACGUCUGCAUUUGGAGCGCCAGCAACCUCAACAGCACAGACUGGAUUUGGUACACCGGCAUUCGGUGCUGGUGGUUUUGGUACUUCGGCAGCGGCGGCAACUUCAGCACCAACUUUAGGGGGUUUUGGUGGAUUUGGCUCAACAAAUACUAGUACCACAACCGCACCUAGUUUGGGUGGUUUCGGUUCGUUUGGUACUGGAGCUGCACAAACGUCACAGCCUCCCAGUUUGUUUGGUGCAGCCGCGGGUGCCACAACGGCAUUUGGAGGAUUUGGUGGAACGGUUACCUCGGCGGCUCCCAGUUUUGGUGCCUUUGGUACAACAGCGACAAGUAGCGCUACAGGUUUCGGUGGUUUUGGUGCCACUUCAACUACAUCGACUGCACCUGCCUUUGGUGGCUUUGGGACUCAAGCGCAGACGGGUGGUUUUGGAGGAUUUGGUACAAGUUUUGGCAAACCCGCCGCAAACACUACAGUGACACCAGGAUUUGGAGGUUUCGGUGGCAAUACUGGUUUCAUGAUGGGCCAACAGCAACAACAAGCUCCACCCAUAUCAGCAGACGAUGCCUUUGCGCAAUCAAUUUUCAAUGUUUCAAUUUAUGGUGACGAACGUGAUACAAUAAUUGCCAAAUGGAAUUACUUCCAGGCCAUGUGGGGUACUGGAAAAUCGUUUUAUUCACAGAAUGCAGCACCUGUUGAAAUAACACCACAAAAUUACCUGUGCCGCUUUAAAGCGAUGGGUUACAGUAGACUGCCCGGCAAGGAUAAUAAAAUGGGUUUGGUUGCAUUAAAUUUUAACAAAUCUCUGGCCGAAGUUAAAAAUCAUCAACAACAGAUUAUUAACACAUUGAAUGCUGCCUUUGGCAAUAAACCAAAUUUGUUAGUAAAUAUAGACUCAAGUAAACAAAGUGAAGAUAAGAAAAGUCAACUUGUUAUAUACUUGGAGGAAAAGUCGCAAUUAUCUCCCAACGAUACAAAACGUAUUUUAGCCACAGAUUUGGCCAACUAUUUAAAUCAGCCCAAUAUUAAGGGCCAGUUAAAUAAUCUGGGAAUAGUGGAAAUUUUGGCUCUUGUGCUGCCAGAUGAAGAUCAACUUAAAGAAUAUUUGAAAAAUCCACCCAAAGGUAUUGAUCCCCGUAUGUGGUGCCAAGCAAAACUUGAUAAUCCAGAUGCCUCGAAAUUUAUACCAGUACCAAUGAUUGGUUUUAAUGAGCUUAAGUAUCGUAUAAAAUGCCAGGAAAAUGAAACUGAAAUGCAUGCGUUAUAUUUGCGUAAAGUGGAAAAUGAUUUGUCUGAAUUAAGACAACGACACACGGCGGCUACAGCAAAAAUAAUGGAAUAUAAACGUAAUUUGGCCGAAUUAAGUCAUAAAAUUUUAAAGAUAAUAGUUAAACAGGAAUGUACACGUAAAGUGGGACUAGCCUUAACGCCCGAAGAAGAAGCUUUACGCACGAAACUGGAAAAUAUGCAGGCUUUAGUUUCAGCUCCCACGCAGUUUAAAGGUCGUCUUAGUGAACUACUAUCCCAAAUGCGUAUGCAACGUAAUCAGUAUGCUUUAACGUCCGGCAGUGAGUAUACUCUUGAUAAAGAUUGUGAAGAAGAAAUGAAAACAUUUUUGGGCAUGCAACAAAAAGCUAUGGAAGUUCUUACGGAUACCGUAACGAAAGACUUAAAGGCAUUACAAAUAAUUAUUGAUGGUAUGCCGGAAUUGGUAAGAGGUUAAAUGUUAUUAAAGACCUUGUUAAGUUUUUUAAGCCAUUUUUAUAUGUAACGUGUGGUUAUUAUCUUUAAGUAAAUAUUCACAAAUACAACAGAAAGAUAUGAAUA
Molecule: messenger RNA, 2032 nt
Organism: Calliphora vicina (urban bluebottle blowfly)
Lineage: Eukaryota; Metazoa; Arthropoda; Insecta; Diptera; Calliphoridae
Gene: Nup54
Product: nuclear pore complex protein Nup54
Exons: 5
Coding region: 108-1928 (606 amino acids)
Biological process (GO): protein localization to nuclear inner membrane; nuclear pore organization; NLS-bearing protein import into nucleus
Cellular component (GO): nuclear pore central transport channel; nuclear pore
Molecular function (GO): structural constituent of nuclear pore
Source: RefSeq, a predicted model, not a curated record